Messenger RNA from Catharus ustulatus (Swainson's thrush), 957 nucleotides. Its product is annotated as NAD(P)(+)--arginine ADP-ribosyltransferase 1-like. Gene Ontology annotation, molecular function: NAD+-protein-arginine ADP-ribosyltransferase activity; NAD+ poly-ADP-ribosyltransferase activity. The record is from RefSeq and is a predicted model, not a curated record. Lineage: Eukaryota; Metazoa; Chordata; Aves; Passeriformes; Turdidae. The transcript has 2 exons. The coding region runs from base 1 to 957 and encodes 318 amino acids.
AUGUUCCUCCUGGCUCAGACUCUGGCACUGCUGGCAGUGGCCCUUGUGGCCAUCCAAGUGGUACCCCUGGCCAUCGCCCAGAAGUCCUUUGAUGACCGGCGCCUGGAGUGUAACCUUCGCCCGACCAAGGUGACGUCACAACCGAGGAGCAUCGAGUUCCUGCAGAAUGUCGAGUUUGCCCAGCUCUGGUCUGAGGCCAGGGCCGCCUGGCAGGCACGGGGGAGCCCCAUGGCCCCUCUGAGCCAGGAGGAGGCCAUUGCCCUCAUGAUGUACACCUCGGGGGAUGUGCACAGGUCACUCAAUGCGACCAUGCACGAGGUCAGGAGCUCCCGCCAGCAAUACCGGAACAACUUCCACUUCAAAACGCUGCAUUUCCUGCUCACCCGGGCCCUGCAGAAGCUGAGAGACCCCAACAAGUGCCAGGACGUGUUCAUGGGGAUGAGGGGACUCCAAUUCCAAGUGAAGCCUGGUGCCAGAGUUCGCUUCGGUGACUUUGAAUCGGCGUCACAAAGCCACGAGGUCUCAGCCCAGUACGGCAAUGACACGAUGUUCUACGUGCACACAUGCCACGGCGCCGACAUCCAGAAAUUCUCUAACAAUACCAACGAGAUGGAGGUGCUGAUUCCUCCCUUUGAGGUCUUCGAGGUUGCCAAUGUCACUCGGGAAGGGGACACGAUGAACAUCGAGCUGCGCUCCACUGGGAGCUACGACUGCGAGGAGGAGCCGACAGAUCAUGAAGGCCACCAGGACCCCCAGAGAAAUGAGGCCACCAACGCCGUUGUGGCCACCAUGGUCACUGUGGCCACUGUGUCCCCUAUGACCACUCUGGCCACUCUGGGCAUUGGAACCACCAUGAUCACCAUGGCCAUUGUGGCCACUGUGGCCCAUGAGGCCACCUUGGCCACCGUGAUCAGUGUAACUACUGAGGCCACCAUGGUCACCGUGGUUACAGGGUGA